CCCCAGUCAGUCAGUCGGGUGGCGAUCGUCGAGCGGACAGCAUUCAAACGGAGUACACAAACGCGGGUGACAAACUGUGAUUCGGUGCACGAAGACUACGACGAAGAAGAAAUAUCCUAGCGGACGCCAUAUUGGAAAAUCGGCCAGAAUGGUCCGAUUUUAUCACAUUUUGAUCGGUUUCCUGCUUGCAUUCGCUGAGAGCAAGCGGGAAAUUCCGGUGGGUGCCAUCUUCCACGGGGACAACUACGAGGCGGAGAUCGCCUUCCGGUAUGCCAUCGAGCGGGUCAACAUGCACGAGAAACACUUCGAGCUGGUUCCCUUGGUCAAGUACGUUUCACCCGAGGACAGCUACAAAACGGAACGGAAGGCAUGCGAACUGGCGUCGGAGGGCGUCACGGCGAUCUUCGGUCCCAGCUCGAUGCUAACCUCGGGCAUCGUUAGUUCGAUCUGCAAGACGAUCGAAAUUCCGCACAUUAUCACCCACUGGGAUCCGGAACCGCUGGGUGGAAUCGAUCCGGAGCUGCAGGCGAUGACGAUCAAUCUCUAUCCGGAGGCGGACGUCUUGUCGCACGCUUUGCGCGACCUGAUCGUGGACUACAGCUGGAAGAGUUUCACAAUCAUCUACGAUAUCGACGAGGGGUUGAUGAGGCUGAAGGAUGUGCUGCAAAUUCACGGACCCGCCGAUAGUCCAAUCACGGUGCGACAAAUUGACGACAAUCCGGAUUACAGACCACUGUUGAAGGACAUCCAGGCGUCCGGGGAGAGUCACAUCAUACUGGAGGUUGAUCCGAGCAAGAUCGUUGAGAUUCUACGCCAGGCAAAGGAGGUUAAAAUGCUAGAAGAGUAUCAAAGCUACAUAAUUACCGCGCUGGAUGCUCAUACCCUAGAUUUCGAAGAGAUUAAAAACUCCAGAUCGAACAUCACUACGCUGCGGUUGAUGGAUACGAAGAGUUUUGACAUCAAGAAUGCGGUCCAUGACUGGGAGCAGGGGGAAGCCAGGAAGAAGCGAGUGUUCCGAGUUUCACCGGAACACGUUCAGACCGAAUCGGCGCUGUACAACGAUGCGGUUAAAAUUUUCGCAACGGCGAUCAGAGAGUUGGACGCCACCGAGGAGAUCACCCCAUCGAAGUUGUCCUGUGGUAGCAAGAAUUUAAGACAAUGGCCGUUUGGUCUCCGGAUUGUUAACUAUAUGAAAGUUAAAACGGAACACGGCAUUACGGGACCGAUAAUUUUUGACGACAAUGGCCGUAGGACGCAUUUUCAUCUGGACAUCAUCGAGUUGAACCCGCAGGAAGGCUUCAAAAAGAUCGCUAUCUGGGAUCCACAGCAUGGUAUCAACUAUACUCGUAGCCAGGAGGAUGUUCAUAUGCAGAUCGUGGAAUCACUGCAGAACAAAACAUUCGUCGUGGCCUCACGUAUCGGAGCCCCGUUUCUGACUUGGAAAGAGAAGAAGGAAGGCGAGUUCCUCGAAGGAAACAAUCGUUUCGAGGGUUACUCUCUGGAGUUGAUCGACGGAAUUUCCAAAAUUUUGGGUUUCCAAUAUCGGAUGGAGCUCGUUCCGGAUGGGAAGUAUGGGUCCUACAAUAAGAAUACAAAAAAGUGGGAUGGACUGGUGAAGCAUUUGUUGGAUCGGAAAGCUGACUUGGCUAUAUGCGAUCUAACCAUCACUUACGAACGACGAACAGCUGUAGACUUUACCAUGCCAUUCAUGACCUUAGGAAUUAGUAUUCUCUAUGCCAAACCAGUGCCCCAACCGAAGGAUCUCUUCUCGUUCUUGUCACCGCUGUCACUCGACGUGUGGAUCUAUAUGGCCACCGCUUACCUCGGAGUUUCGGUUCUGCUGUUCGUGCUGUCCCGUAUGGCUCCGGCCGAUUGGGAAAACCCACAUCCCUGCAAACAGGAUGAAGUCGAAGAGGUGGAAAACAUCUGGGAUAUGCUGAACGCUCUCUGGCUUACCAUGGGUUCCAUCAUGGGUCAAGGUUGUGAUAUUCUGCCGAAGGCCGUUUCGACGCGAGUGGUCGCCGGAAUGUGGUGGUUCUUCGCCCUCAUCAUGCUCUCCUCGUACACCGCCAAUCUGGCUGCGUUCUUGACGAUGGAACGUAUGGAUGCGACCAUCGAGAGUGCGGAAGAUUUGGCCCAGCAGAGCAAGAUCAAGUACGGAGCGGUGUCGGGUGGAAGUACGUUGAGCUUCUUCCGUAGCUCUAACUUUUCCACCUACCAGAGGAUGUGGGCCGCGAUGGAGUCCACCAGACCGUCGGUUUUCACCAAAGAUAACGACGAGGGAAGGGACCGAGUGCUGAAGGGACGUGGGAUGUAUGCGUUCCUUAUGGAGUCAACAUCGCUGGAGUACAUUACGGAACGGUACUGCGAGCUGACCCAAAUCGGUGGGUUACUUGACUCGAAAGGUUACGGAAUUGCCAUGCCUGUCAACUCUCCCUAUCGUACCGCUAUUUCGGGAGCGGUGCUGAAAAUGCAGGAAGAAGGUAAGUUACAUCAGCUGAAGACCAGAUGGUGGAAGGAGAUGCACGGAGGUGGUCGAUGUGAUGAGAGUGCAACGACAUCCGCUGCCGACAGUGCUGCCGAGUUGGGCAUUGAUAACGUGGGCGGUGUUUUCGUGAUUCUCAUUUUUGGCUGCGUCUGUGCUUUCAUAAUAGGGAUUCUGGAGUUCUUGUGGAACGUUCGCAAGGUGGCAGUUGAUGAGAAGGUAACACCAUGGGAGGCUUUGAAAGCUGAGCUGAAAUUUGCUCUUAAUUUGUCCAUAACGAGCAAACCGGUACACAACACACUCAGUGAAUCGUCGUCCAGCAAGAGUUCGUCACGUUCGAAAUCCGAAUCCAGACGUGAUUCGGGAUCAGCUGGAAGAAUGAAUAAUAUCAGAACGGGAGCUAGCCUGAUGAACUUGAAUAAAAUUGGAUUCGUCCUGAACAACAAGUAGUUCGCUCAAUAUUUGUGUGUAUAGUGAAUCAAUGUAGAUUAAAAUCCUGUAGAAGACAUAUAAAGAAGGAGCAAGAACAUAUGAAACUAAUUUUGAAAGCCGGACGUAUUGCUGAGCAGUAAAUCAUGUCAUCUUUACAUUGAAUUGUUGCCAGAAAGAAUCAGUUUGUAAACAGUAGCCUUCAUAUAAGAUUUAUUAUUAUAGAUCAUUAGAUUUAACCGAGAACCUUUCAAGCCUACUAGACGUACACAUACAAAAAUAAAACAAUGUUUUCCCAUUAGAUGACAGCACAAUACUGUAUACUAUUUUGCGUUGGCUAAAUUGUUGAUACAAUGGGCGUAUGAAUGAAAAAAAAAGUAUCAAAGUUGUGUGAGGCAAGACGUGCCGUCUCAUAUAUCACCCUACAUUAUAUGCCGUCUCGAACUCGAUCAACUAUCACAACCGCAGCUCCCGCCAGACAGAGUCAAACAGCCAACGAGGUGAGACGUGUAUUCGUGUUGCGGGCGCAUUGGGUGAUUUCCAGCGGCGGUUUCAAGUUACACAGUUGGCGACCGAGACAGGUUUUGUUGUGUUAUCGCGUAAUACAACUAUCAAAACAAACUAAAUUUCUUCGAAAUCACCCAUUGGCGUCCAUUAAAUAAUUUGGUGCGACCUUUGAGGAAGUAAAUCCAAAGUAAUGGAUUUGUUGUGCUCAAGGAAAAGUGAGUUGAGCCGCAAUUUUCUAUGUGCGAUGUGAAAUAGAGAGGCGUAUGAUAAGUACGCAGUGAGCAGUUGUGAGCAGCGCGAACAUUAGGCAAGAUGUGAGAACCGCCGAUUAAAGUGUGCCCUGGAAGAGCUACACAAAAUAGUAACAAUUAUGAAAGAAACAGCGUGUUGAGAGGAUAGCUGGAAUAAAAUGCGUGUUGUGAGAACCGCAGACACUGAUGGAAAAAGGCGUGUUGUGAGGAUCGCCGAAUUAAAUGUGUGCUGGGAGAGCCAUAAGAAAUAGAUACAAUUAUGAUAAGCAGCGUGUUGAGAGGACAGCUGGAAUAAAAUGCGUGUUGUGAGAACCGCAAACACUAAUGAAAAAGGGCGUGUGGUGAUGAUCGCAAACAAUAGUUAAAAAGGCGUGUUGUGAGGAUCGCCGAAUUGAAUAAAUGCCGGGAGAGCCACAUGAAAUAGAUGCAAUUAUGAUAAACCGCAUGUUGAGAGUACAGCUGGGAUAAAAUGCGUGUUGUGAGAACCGCAUAUAUUAACGAGAAGUCGGGCUGUGAGAAACGCCAAUUGAAAUGUACACUGAGAGAGCUGAAUGAGAUAAAACAUGAUUAUACAAGAAUCGUGUAAGAGCAAAGUGUGUAUUGAGAACAGCAAAAUUCUAUGUUCCCUGGGAGAGCUACAUAAAAGAAACGAAGGGUGAAACGCAUACGUACAUAGCCAGUUAAGAAGGCCGCUCGCUUGAUGUAUGCAUGCAGAAGAAAUACAAACACAUCUUUGAAGUGCCUAUCAAAAUGGUUUGAAGGGGAAGAAGGAAAAAGGCGCAGAUGAGUAUGAGUGAAACGAACUCAGUUGAGUGAUGUUUAUGAGAGCACCGAAAAAAGCAAUUAAGUGAGAAUACUUUCCGUACCCCUCAUCGAUUAGAUGAAGGUGAAGUUGUAAAAUGCAAACUCUGCUCUGCCAAGAUCUAUCUAUCAGACGCAUAGAGUGAUGAAUAACGUGACCUUACCACAUUCUACGGAGCAAUCCGAAUGUGUCGUUUUACUUGAAUGAUAUUCGGCAUCGUUAGAGCACCGGAAUGUUCAUCGCGAAAUCGUGCGUAUCCUCGAGGCUCCAGAUAAUAAUAUUGUAUAAUAAAAACGCAGAAAUUAGCUGAGAAAGACAGUUCCUCAAGUCCUGCAAAUCCAAUCACCUUUCUCUAAGUGCACGUUGAAUCAGGCGCGUAAUGUAUUCUUGAGAAACGAGUUUAGUGAAAAUGGUUUUAAUAUUGAAGCGUCAAAGAUAAAAUAUAAAUAAAGCUUCCGACAGUCAUCCACUUUAUCUGAGCUUACGUCGAGAAUUUUGCGAGAAUGUAUGCUCCCUUGUGGUCAGUUAUAAAAGCGCUGAAAUGAAGCUGUGACAAAGAACAUAAAAUCGCUUUCAAGCUCGUUAAGCAACGCAUGAUUAUUUCGGUGAUAUCUUUGUGAUUUUGUUCGGAGUCGAACAAAACUAUUUUGUUUACAGAUGGCAUUGGGCACUGUAUUGUUCCAAGUAAACAACGAAGAUACACCACUAAUAAAAAGUUUUGCAUCAAAAUCAUACACAGCAACUGAGAGAAUAUAUGUAUGCUCAAAAUCAUACACAGCAACUGAGAGAACUGAGUGCAGUGUAGACAGUGUAGUAAUUUUAUUGUAGGACAGUGUAUUUUGCAAAGAAAUAAGUCCGUAUGAACUUUGCUACUUAGAUUCAAGAAAUUUUGAAUGCACGAAGCGAGACGAAACGAUGAUAUAUGCUAACCAUGCCAUGACAACUCAAACGUGGCCAAUGAGCUUGAUGAAAUUCAAAUCCACAGCGGCGAUCUGGAUUUCACAAGAACAAGCAUAGCGGAAAAUGGAUGCGCCGUCAUCCCCCAACAGCUUCAAGGAUAAACAUUGGGGAUAGCUCACGCAAACAUCCACAUAAAGUUGAAAAGUUUUCUCCGUUGAGAGGUGUGGCUUGCAAUGGCUUUUGACGCAAAAAAGUGAGUAAAAUAAUGUGCAAUUUAUUUCGUAAUGAACGACCGGAAAGGUUACCUCCCAUGUAAAGAAAGUUUGCUCCAUAAUGCGUAUGGAAACCGUUGCUAUUGACAUAACAAGACUUGAGCUUGGAUGAAUAUCGGAACAUCAGAAUGUCGAUAGCCAAUAUAAUAGAUCGUCCAAUCAAGUACACCAUAGCAGGACCUGUUAAAUCUUCAAAGUUUGAGCAAAUCCACAAAGUUUUAGCAAACCUACAAAGUUUGAGCACCAGUAUAGUGUUGGAUGAGCUUCCCAAGAACAAUGAAGUAUGAAAAUGGUCGCCAUUUAAGGGUGAAAGUUAUGCUAAGUAUAAUUUGUAACGAAUAAGAUGAAACUGGGCGAUCUCAAAGCAAAAACGACAGUUAAUUCAGCACGACGCGUUUGAGCAGAAGAAUUAGAAGAUAACCUUGAUGAAUAUUAGGCGGAAGGUUAAACUGUAAUGAACUUCUAAUAGAGAUAAUAUAUCGAAACAGUUCCCA
Molecule: messenger RNA, 6140 nt
Organism: Toxorhynchites rutilus septentrionalis
Lineage: Eukaryota; Metazoa; Arthropoda; Insecta; Diptera; Culicidae
Gene: clumsy
Product: glutamate receptor ionotropic, kainate 2
Exons: 8
Coding region: 149-2935 (928 amino acids)
Biological process (GO): monoatomic ion transport; modulation of chemical synaptic transmission; synaptic transmission, glutamatergic
Cellular component (GO): postsynaptic membrane; plasma membrane
Molecular function (GO): glutamate-gated receptor activity; transmitter-gated monoatomic ion channel activity involved in regulation of postsynaptic membrane potential
Source: RefSeq, a predicted model, not a curated record